Sorex fumeus (smoky shrew) is the source of this 1708-nucleotide messenger RNA. It is a transcript of the gene ZC2HC1C, whose product is annotated as zinc finger C2HC-type containing 1C. The record is from RefSeq and is a predicted model, not a curated record. Lineage: Eukaryota; Metazoa; Chordata; Mammalia; Eulipotyphla; Soricidae. The coding region runs from base 109 to 1686 and encodes 525 amino acids. The transcript has 3 exons.
CGACAACAGAGGCGGCGCGCGCCUGCGCGGCGGGCAGUUGGUCCGCGGGCUCGGCUGCCCCACGGCGAGAGCGGUGCCCGAGAGCCUCAGGCUCCAGAGCAGACCUGAAUGGCUGAUCUCCAGCUGGGACCUCUGCCAGUGGGUGUUAUGCUCCCACAUAAUCAGAGGGAAGGCCCUGCGCUCCGCUCAACCAAGCAAGACCCCUACCGACAAGCUGGCUCUUCCCAGAGGCCCUCAGUGGUACACCUGAAGGAUUAUUCCCAGCAUAAACUUUUGAGCACCAAAGAGGUGGCCCUGGAGAGUGUCAGUAUUCACCCCACCUGGGACAGCUUAAAAAUCCGGAGCUGCUACCCUCCCCAUUUUGUUGGAACCAGCCAUGAAGAUUCAGGAAACCAUCUCCAGGCUCCAGCCAAGGGCUUGGUUUACUCCUCAGACCCUCCGCCCUGUUAUCUCCAAGCUAAUAACCAAGACUUCAUCCCCUUUGCAAGGAAGAGAAUUGGGGUGGACAGGGCAUACCCACUGAAACCCGUGUGCCACCGGAAAUCUCACAGUACAGGUGAGACACACAGUGUGAAGGGUCACAAUGUCUCUUUGAGAUCCCUGGAACCAAGAAGGUUUUCCUGUGGCAGUCUUGGUUCACCUGUGUUUGAUCCCAUUUUUGAUGCCACACAGAGGGAGGGCAUCAUGGCAAACCACCCGAGAGCUGAGCGGAUACAGAUCCAACGGCUGGAAGCUGAAGGGGCGAGCUUACAGGAGGAAAUCCGAAGGAAAGAAGCCCUUCUGAAGGAGAAGCUAAAGAAGACAGUGGAAGAACUCAGAAGGAUCCAGAAGGAAAGGGAACAGGCCAAGGAAAACGAGAAGAGAGAGAUACAGAGAAUAACCCUCCCCGUGAGGACAGUCAAAGGUAACAGAAAUGCCCUGUAUAGGCCCACCUUCACCCCAGCGUUCUGUUCUGAAGAGAUGAGCAGUAGAGACAGGAGAGAGGGUGAAACUUGGGAACGGUCUUGGGAAAAUUCUGGCACAUUCCAGUUUUCUGAUGAUGAACUCCAGAGGCUUAGAAGGGAAAAACUGGUGGCAAACAAUAACAGAAUGCAGGACCAAGGCUCAGGGCCACUGAUGGACACAUUGUUCUUUCAGCCUUCAGAAGCUGCCCUCGGUGCUGGGCAGGGAUCCUUCAGCAACUCCAGCCUGUCCAGAGCAUCCGACUCCUCCAGUUCCGACUGCUCCACCAGAGAGCCAGAGCUGGGAGAGUGCAUCCACUGCGGACGCAGAUUUCUCCUGCCCCGGCUGGAGAGACACUCGAACAUCUGCAGCAGGAUGCAGGCUUCUAAGAGGAAAGUGUUUGACUCCUCCAGGGCGCGGGCCAAGGGCACAGAACUGGAGGAGUACUUGAACUGGAAAGGAAGCGCGGCAUUCGUCAAGGCUGAGCCUCCUCCGAAGAGCAACUGGAGACAGAAGCACGAGUCCUUCAUCCGCACCCUGCGCCAGGCCCGGGAGAUCCAGCAGGUCAUCGCCAAAGGCGGAAAGCCCUCGGAGCUGCCGCCUAUCCCCCCGGCAGAAAACCCGGACUAUGUCCAGUGUCCUCACUGCAGCCGCCACUUUGCUCCCAAGGUGGCUGAGCGGCACGUCCCCAAGUGUAAGACCAUCAAGAACCGCCCUCCGCCUCCGAGGAAGCACUGCACCUGAGCAGGGAAGGGCAGAAACCCCC